Messenger RNA from Amborella trichopoda, 1393 nucleotides. Its product is annotated as EPIDERMAL PATTERNING FACTOR-like protein 2. Gene Ontology annotation, biological process: guard cell differentiation; stomatal complex development. The record is from RefSeq and is a predicted model, not a curated record. NCBI's taxonomy places the organism in Eukaryota, Viridiplantae, Streptophyta, Magnoliopsida, Amborellales, Amborellaceae.
UUUAAAGAUGGAUAUUUUAUACCUCUAGACCAAAAAUUGUAAAAAGGCGAACUAGCCCGCAUGAAACGAUUUACCAUAUAAUAAUCUUUUUUCUAACCCCAUUUUUUCAAAGUAAUCACCAGGCACUAAAGACAGUGUGUAAUGCGAGCAGUGUAUCUUUUGUUUGCCCUUUUGCAAGAUUUUAGACAUUGACGCAGUAAGGUAGUGCAUUAGGUGAAGAGAGAGAGAGAUGGGUUAUGUUCUCCAAGGAGGUACUUAAAAAAUGUGAAGAGGUGGCGUGUGGGGUUGGGAUUGAAGAAAUCAACCGACACAAGAAAACACCUAACCACCUCUGAUUUCUCGUCCCUUCUGGUUCGCCUCCCCCAAGAGAGGGAAACACCACACCACUAUUCUUGGGUCACUGCAAUUUGUGCCUUCUUUCCCUUGCUUUUAUGCCUUUUCUCUCUCUCUGGAAUUUGUGCUCUCGGCUUGUCUCGUGUUUCAGUUGUUAUUUUCGUCUGUUAAGGCUCAUGACCCGAUGCUCUAGAUCCAUCUGGUAUCCGGGUUUUCUCCCUCUGCAACCAUCCGGUCCGUUCCAUCAGGCGAAUAUGUAUUGUGCAUUCAAUUCAAAUACCGACUCCUUUCCUCCUCUCUCUAGAUUUUGGGUCCCCUACUUUCUCUCUCAUCCCCUUAUUUAUUGCUGCUCUCUCUCUCCUUUCCCUUGCCUAUUCACUGCUAAGGAAAUCAAUCUCCCACGGUUUCAUUCAACAUAGGAAACCCGUAUCUCUCUCUCUCUAUCCAUUUCCUCUUUCUUCUUCAAUCAAUGGGUAAUUCUCGCAGGAUUCACAGUUGCAGGCAUCUACUUCAUCUCAUUCAUUUCAUUCUCGUAUUAAAUACUGUGAAGAUAAUUGUUACAGUUGAAGGUAGCAGAACAAACAGCAAACUUGACAUUUCUCAUGCCAAGAUGGGUGGUGUAGAGAGAGGGAAUAUGAGGCAAGUGCCCGGAGGAUUGAAGGCUCAGAUAGGGUCGAGACCUCCAAGGUGCGAGAAGAAGUGCAUUUUAUGUGGCCACUGUGAACCAAUCUUGGUCCCUGCAUUUCCACAAUAUAAGAGUGGGAGAAGGCACGCAGCCUUGGUUUCAUUUAGCUCAAGGUUUGAAGAUAGCUCAAACUAUAAGCCCAUGAACUGGAAGUGUAAAUGUGGGAACAUGAUCUUCAAUCCCUAGCCCCACUAAUUGCUCUCUCUAAUUGGAUUAGUAGGAGAUAUGGUUCUAAUUUUUUUGAUUUUCUUGAUAUUAUUGACCCAUUUUUUUUGGUGAGACAAGAAUAGUUCUUGUGUAUUUAUCACAUCCUUUCAUCCUGUGUAAUUUGAUGAAUUUUACAUAUAUAUGUACAAGGAUUUUUUUCGGGGUGCA